UACAUUUCAGUCAAUGAAGAGAGGAAGGGUGAGUGAUUUGUCUUCUUAAACCAUGUCUGCAGAGGCUUUCAUUCUAAGCUGUUGAGAAUCUGGAAAACUUAAAUGAUGAGGAAAGAGUCCAUUCUUUCCCCCAUUCUCAGGCAACUUGAGCUUCAUUAUAUUCUAAAUGUAAUGAACAUUUAGAAUUGUGAUUACUUGUUCUCAACUUAUUAUCAGAUUUUAGGAUAUUAAUUAUAUCUGGGUUUAAAUUGUUUUCUUGUUGGUUGUUAGUUAAAUUGAAUCAGCUAUUUCCAUUCUAUUCAUUGAUUUGGUUUGGUUUUCAAUAACAGUACACAUUUUUUUCAACAUCUUUUUUCUUUUUUUCAAUUUAUAUUUUUAAUCCCUGCGAGUCCAAUAAUUGUAAAUCUUCAGAUUUGAAAUGCUUCCAAUUGUUUUGUAAUCCCUGCAAAUAGGACAAGAGAGCAACCUAACAACAGAGUCCAAGAGGGCCUUGUUCGGUAACUCAUUUAAAGGAAGAAGUGAACUCUUAGGCAAGUAUUUGUAAACUGGUGUAUAGUGUAGCGUAUACAAUACAAAUGGCAAUGGAGUCGCUCGGACUAAGCUCAUUAUUUCCAAGGAUGUCAUCACUAUCGCACCAUGAAAGGUUGUCGUUAUCUCCCCCAUUCUUGGGCAGUAGAGUGGGCGCUGGGCAGCCCAACAGCACAAUAUUAGGUGUUCAGUUCGAGAAGUUCGACAUUCCCAGAAAAAGAUGUGUCACAACUAAGCAAUUCUCGGUUAAUUCUAUUCUUGCAGAUGUUGCAAAAGAUUUCGUGAGUUACCAGGCACCAAUAUUAGCUAAACCGGAAGCAGACCCCAAGACUGUAGCCUCCAUCAUAUUAGGUGGUGGAGCUGGGACUCGGCUUUUUCCACUUACUGGAAGAAGAGCGAAGCCUGCCGUGCCAAUUGGGGGAUGUUAUAGACUGAUAGAUGUCCCAAUGAGUAAUUGCAUCAACAGUGGAAUUAACAAGAUAUAUAUCCUCACCCAGUUCAAUUCACAAUCCCUCAAUCGACACAUUGCUCGAACGUAUAAUUUCGGAAAUGGUGUGAAUUUUGGUGAUGGUUUUGUGGAGGUAUUAGCAGCCACGCAAACGCCAGGUAAAUCAGGGAAGAAGUGGUUUCAGGGUACAGCAGAUGCUGUAAGACAGUUCCUCUGGUUGUUUGACGAUGCAAAGCAUAGAAAUCUUGAAAACAUUCUCAUUUUGUCUGGUGAUCAUCUCUAUCGAAUGGAUUAUAUGGACUUUGUGCAGCAUCACAUUGAUUCAGGUGCUGAUAUAUCAGUUUCUUGUCUUCCUGUGGAUGACAGUCGUGCCUCAGAUUUCGGGUUGGUGAAGAUUGAUGAAACAGGAAGGAUCAACCAGUUUCUUGAAAAACCGAAUGGUGAAAGCUUGAGAUCUAUGCAAGUAGACACAGAUAUUCUAGGACUAUCGUCUCAAGAAGCAAAGAAUACCCCAUACAUUGCAUCAAUGGGUGUAUAUUUGUUCAAGACAGAAGUUCUAUUGAAGCUUCUCAGGUGGCAUUAUCCAGAGGCCAAUGAUUUUGGGUCAGAAGUACUUCCUAUGGCUGCAAAAGAUUUUAAUGUUCAGGCAUAUGUAUACAAUGGCUACUGGGAAGAUAUUGGGACUAUUAAAUCCUUCUUCGAUGCGAAUUUAUCCUUGACCGAUCAGCCUCCGAAAUUUCAAUUCUUUGAUCCAUCAAAGCCAAUUUUCACAUCUCCUCGUUUUCUACCACCAACAAAAAUAGAGAAAUGCCAGGUUAAAGAUUCUAUUGUUUCGCAUGGGUGCUUUUUGAGGGAGUGCAGCGUUGAACAUUCCAUUGUGGGGAUUCGAUCAAGACUGGAGUAUGGUGUGGAGCUGAAGGAUACUAUGAUGAUGGGUGCUGACUACUACCAAACUGAGGUGGAAAUAGCAGCUCUUUUAGCAGAUGGCAAAGUCCCAGUUGGCAUUGGAAGAGAUACCAAAAUAAGGAAUUGUAUAAUUGACAAGAAUGCAAGAAUUGGAAAGAAUGCGAUAAUUGCAAACAAGGAUAAGGUGGAAGAGACAGAGAGACCAUCUGAAGGAUUCUACAUUCGAUCUGGAAUUACAGUGGUAUUGAAGAAUGCAAUAAUAAGAGAUGGGACAAUCAUCUAAGAUAACUGAACAGCAAUGAGUAUCAUCACGGAUGCAUAGAUGUGUAUAUAUUCCACUUGAGUUAUGGAACUUUUUAUUCCACAAAAGGAAAUGACAUUUCUCAAAAUUCUUCUUCUAGAUUUUACCAGGUGAAUUUACGAACUGAAGUUCUCAAAUUUUUGAGUAGAAAAUCUAUCAAUAAUUUUAUUA
Molecule: messenger RNA, 2354 nt
Organism: Mangifera indica (mango)
Lineage: Eukaryota; Viridiplantae; Streptophyta; Magnoliopsida; Sapindales; Anacardiaceae
Product: glucose-1-phosphate adenylyltransferase large subunit 1-like
Exons: 15
Coding region: 576-2165 (529 amino acids)
Biological process (GO): glycogen biosynthetic process
Molecular function (GO): glucose-1-phosphate adenylyltransferase activity
Source: RefSeq, a predicted model, not a curated record